AUGGAAGAAAACACGCCAGAAAUGACGACGUCGGACGUUUGGGCGGAGCAGCGUGUGCUAGUAAAAUUCUGCAUGGAGCUUGGAAAAACGCCUGGAGAGACGAUGGAAUUUAUUAAUUCAAACACCGUAUGUAUGAAGUGUGAUAUGGUCAUAAAAUGUUCAGGAGGUGGGACGUCCAAUUUAUCAGCUCACAUUCGCCGACAUCAUCCGUCAUUAUUGUCGUCUGCUAAAUCAUUAAAAUCAAGUUCAAAAACUACCACCACUGAUGUUCAUGUGGACCAGAAACAAAGUGAGACUGUUUCUUUACCUACAAUACCAAAGCUAUUUGCGUCAAAGUAUGCCAGUAGUUCAGAUCGAUCUAAACUAAUAACAAAUAAAAUUGCAAGAUUUUUGGUGAAAGAUCUCCGUCCAUACAGUAUGGUAGAAAGUCCCGAGUUUAAAGACUUGAUCAGUUGCCUUGACCCAAGAUAUACUGUCCCAGGCAGGAAGGUGUUUUCAGAAAGAAUCAUACCCGAGAUGUAUGAAUCUGCCAAGGAAAAUGUGAAACUUAAUCUGAAGAAUGCAGAACAGGUUUCACUGACGACUGAUGGAUGGACGUCCUGUGCUACUGAAUCCUAUAUGACAGUUACAUCAAGCCAUAUCACUGAUAGUUGGGAGUUGAAGAACUUUGUGUUGCAGACCAGGGCACUCCCAGAGAGUCAUACAGCAGAGCAUGUUACAGCAGUAUUAAAUGCAGCAGUUGAGGAAUGGGCUCUACCAACAGGGCAUGGUAAGCCGACUCUAGUAACCGAUAAUGCAAGUAACAUGGUGAAAGCUGGAGAGUUGUUUGGUUCACUUCACCUUGGAUGUUAUGCUCACACAUUGAACAUAGCUGUGCAGAAAUGCUUAUCAGUAAAGAGAGCUAGUCACCUGCUUGCCAAGAUCCGUCGAAUAGUAGCUUUUUUUCACAGAAGCAACACUGCAAAUAAUAUCCUUCAAGUAAAGGCUGAGGCUCUAGGUCUUCCGCAGCAUAAAUUGAUCAUUGAUGUUAGCACAAGGUGGAACAGUGCAUAUGAUAUGGUGUCUAGAUUUCUCGAGAUGCAGGUGGCUGUGUUUGCGACCCUUAGGUCAAAAGAUGUUGGCAAAGUGAGUGAUGUCUCCAUUUCUGAUGAAGAACUGCUUCUAGCAGAGGAGAUGAUCAUGUUUCUAAAGCCCUUAAAGGAUAUCACAGUGAUGCUCUGCUCAGAAAACAACCCAACAGUCUCUGUAAUAAUGCCCUUACAACAUCAGAUUGUAAACUUCAUCUUGACAGGCACAGAUACUGAAUGCCCUGCAGUGACAGAGAUGAAGUCCUUGGUUAAGAAAAGUCUUGAAACUCGAUACAAAGGAAAUGAGAACCUCCUAACUGAAAUUGAUGAGCCAGAAUUACCAAGUUUGCCUGAAAAUACAGAGAGAGAUAGUAAACCAACUGAACAAGAAUCCACCCAAGGCCCACCUUCAAAGAAGAUCAAAACUGAAACAAAAUCAAUAUCAACAAGCAUGAAAAGUGCAAAAUCAUCAGUAUUUGGAGAAAUCUUUGGUGAUGUCUAUAUUUGUGCAGUUGAGCCACCCAAGACACCUCUUCUUCUUGCUCAGGCUGAAGUACAGCAGUACAAAGAAUGUCCACCAGUUCCCUUGGAUGUGAACCCUUUGCAGUGGUGGAAAGAUAAUGAGCACAAGUUCCCUCUUCUUGCUCGGGUUGUUAAGAAGUACCUGUGCAUUCCAGCCACUAGUGUUCCAUCUGAACGAGUCUUCUCUACUGCUGGAGAUAUUCUUUGUGCCCAGAGGUCACGUCUUAAAUCAAAACACGUUGACAAGUUGAUUUUCCUAAAGAAGGACUUGCUAUAA
Messenger RNA from Ruditapes philippinarum (Manila clam), 1866 nucleotides. RefSeq names its product E3 SUMO-protein ligase ZBED1-like. Gene Ontology annotation, molecular function: DNA binding; protein dimerization activity. NCBI's taxonomy places the organism in Eukaryota, Metazoa, Mollusca, Bivalvia, Venerida, Veneridae. The record is from RefSeq and is a predicted model, not a curated record. The transcript has 4 exons. Bases 1 to 1866 code for a protein of 621 amino acids.